AGAACCGUUCAGCGAAGAGACGUUCUCGCAAGAAUUGGUAACUUCGUGUGCAUUUUGUACACAAUGACUCAGAGGUGUUUUAGAUUCUGGUUACAUUAAGGCAUCAUGUUUGUAAUCCGGAAAUAUGUCCGUUAUGGAACCUACAUAAGCAGAACAGUUUAAGAACAUCUCACAAUGGUGGUAACGAAUCAACAAGGUCCAAUGGCUCGUAACAAGGUGUUCGCCAGUGUCUGUCUUGUCCUGUCCGGGAUGGUAGCUACCUAUGUCAUACUAUCUGAAAUACAUCUAACGAGAGAAUGCCAUUAUUUCUGCACAAGUGAUGACCUUCCGGUGUGUUACCUUCGGCGAUCAGCCGUGCUCAUCUACGACCAGGACGUCGCCGCUCACGAGAUGAGUUUUUCACAGAACACACAUCCACGCAUCAACCUUGCCAACUACGCCACGGAGGUCGCAUCGGGACGGUACUUCGACAUCAACUGCCCCGUCAACCACUAUUGGCCUCGCGUCUCCACGCUCGAUCGCCGCAACAGUUGCGCGGUGGUCGGCAACAGCGGGAUUCUCAGCGGAUCCCGGUGCGGAAGAGUUAUCGAUAAACAUGAUUUCAUAAUACGAGCUAACCUCGCUCCAAUCGAAGACUAUACCACCGAUGUCGGUCAGCACUCCAAUCUCACAAUCAUGAACUUCGAGACACUGUUCUACUUGCAUAAUAACCUCACACAAACGCCUCCAGACACAUUCUGGCAUCGGACUUAUGUCGAGAGAUUAAGAUACCUGAAUGAUUCGAUCCUCUGGUACUCAAAGUCGACUUUGCAACGGAACAGUAGCUUUCAUCUAAAGGAUGUGGUUCAUGUUCUUAAGGAUUAUUACCACCUACCAAUCCAGUUAGCCUAUAGCUGGAGACCAGUGUCUGUUGAAAAGUUUCAUGGUCUAAGACACUAUGCAACAACCGGCUUCAAUGCUGUCAUAAUUGCCAAGACUUUCUGCAAUCACGUGACACUGUAUGGUUUCUAUCCAUCCAACGCGGCAGAAAAUGGUUACCAUGUCAACCACCACUACUACGAAGACGUCGAGUUCGACUACGUAGGCAGCAUCCAUAACUUCAAACAAGAGUUCACCAAGCUCAAAGAGUUUGAAGAGAAGGGGGAGAUCACCAUCGUAACCGAUCUCUGCCCCGGGGGAAGGCGAAAGAAGGUGACCGACCAUGUCAAUAUGGCGGCCAUGUUGGACACCAAGUUUGCUUUCAACUUGAACAAAGACAGACUUAAGGAAAUCUUCGAACUGUCAGAUGAUACUGAUGACCCUGACGGUGACGAGAAGGAGCGAACUGUUGCUCGCAUCCCCAAGGACACUCCCCAGCAGUUUCAUGUGAAUCCGGAAGUAGAUUCGGAGCAGGUUAUCAAAGACAUUCAGCAAAGUUCUGAAAUAUCGAGGACUGAUGGCGAGGCUGAUGUAGGCCCAGUUAUUUCUAGAAGUGAUGUUGAUAUUUCUCGUAAAGACAAAGCUAUGUCUGCAGAUGGAGCACAUAGAUAUAAAGGGAACUAUGGAAGUAUUGUUCAGCAGAAAUGAAUUAUAUAUGAACACAAACUUGUGACAUUGUCAAAAGCUAGUUGCGACCCCUUGAACAGUUGAACAUCAAGUCUCAUUGUGAAAUAAAAACGGUUAUGGUUGUUGGAAUAGGUUGGCCAUUAUGGCUUCUUCCUGAGUAUAUAGUGAUUGUUAUACCCUCUCCAUUUCUUUAUAAAAAACACCAUCUUGACUUAUUGGAUGUUGGCAAGAAACUUCAGGUCCCCAAAUCAACUGAAAGUCAUGCAUUUCAUUGCAAAGUUGCAAUUGACUGAAGUUCUGCUUCUUGCAUCCACCAACAAACCUAAGUUGAUUUGCUUUAGUUAAAAUUGAUCUAUCACUUGUUAAUUUGCAUCUGAAAUUGUAAUUGAUUGUACAUAUUUUCUUGCAACAUCCCCUUAGUAUUAUUUAGCCAGCCUAUUUAUGUUUUACAAUAAAAAAUAGAAGAGAAAGGUACUUUUUUUACUGGACACUGUUUUUGAAAUUUAAAUGGCAAUGUGUGUAUUUAGGAUGGUUGACUGUAAUAUGCAGCUGAAAUGUGUAUUUUUACGCAAAAUACAGGCCCGUAGUCAGGGUUUUGUUGUUGUUGUUGUUGUUUUUUUUUUUUUUUUUUUUUUUGGGGGGGGGGGGCAGCCGCUUUUCUAGUUCAUGAUCAGGCUAGGUCCGAACGUACCUCAGUUCCGUUACUUCCCGGGGCGUAUCCAGCUUUCCCUCAUAGGAGGGAGGCGGAACCCCCCCAAAUGUUAUGGAUGCUGCAAAUGUUAUGCAACAACCGGCUUCAAUGCUGUCAUAAUUGCCAAGACUUUCUGCAAUCACGUGACACUGUAUGGUUUCUAUCCAUCCAACGCGGCAGAAAAUGGUUACCAUGUCAACCACCACUACUACGAAGACGUCGAGUUCAACUACGUAGGCAGCAUCCAUAACUUCAAACAAGAGUUCACCAAGCUCAAAGAGUUUGAAGAGAAGGGGGAGAUCACCAUCGUAACCGAUCUCUGCCCCGGGGGAAGGCGAAAGAAGGUGACCGACCAUGUCAAUAUGGCGGCCAUGUUGGACACCAAGUUUGCUUUCAACUUGAACAAAGACAGACUUAAGGAAAUCUUCGAACUGUCAGAUGAUACUGAUGACCCUGACGGUGACGAGAAGGAGCGAACUGUUGCUCGCAUCCCCAAGGACACUCCCCAGCAGUUUCAUGUGAAUCCGGAAGUAGAUUCGGAGCAGGUUUUCAAAGACAUUCAGCAAAGUUCUGAAAUAUCGAGGACUGGUGGCGAGGCUGAUGUAGGCCCAGUUAUUUCUAGAAGUUAUGUUGAUAUUUCUCGUAAAAACAAAGCUAUGUCUGCAGAUGGAGCACAUAGAUAUAAAGGGAACUAUGGAAGUAUUGUUCAGCAGAAAUGAAUUAUAUAUGAACUCAAACUUGUGACAUUGUCAAAAGCUAGUUGCGACCCCUUGAACAGUUGAACAUCAAGUCUCAUUGUGAAAUAAAAACGGUUAUGGUUGUUGGAAUAUGUUGGCCAUUAUGGCUUCUUCCUGAGUAUAUGGUGAUUGUUAUACCCUCUCCAUUUCUUUAUAAAAAAACACCAUCUUGACUUAUUGGAUGUUGGCAAGAAACUUCAGGUCCCCAAAUCAACUGAAAGUCAUGCAUUUCAUUGCAAAGUUGCAAUUGAUUGAUGUUCUGCUUCUUGCAUCCACCAACAAACCUAAGUUGAUUUGCUUUAGUUAAAAUUGAUCUAUCACUUGUUAAUUUGCAUCUGAAAUUGUAAUUGAUUGUACAUAUUUUCUUGCAACAUCCCCUUAGUGUUAUUUAGCCAGCCUAUUUAUGUUUUACAAUCAAAAAUAGAAGAGAAAGGUACUUUUUUUACUAGACACUGUUUUUUAAAUUUAAAUGGCAAUGUGUGUAUCUAGGAUGGUUGACUGUAAUAUGCAGCUGAAAUGUGUAUUUUUACGCAAAAUACAGGCCCGUAGUCAGGGUUUUGUUGUUGUUGUUGUUGUUUUUUUUUUUUUUUUUUUUGGGGGGGGCAGCCGCUUUUCUAGUUCAUGAUCAGGCUAGGUCCGAACUUACCUCAGUUCCGUUACUUCCCGGGGCGUAUCCAGCUUUCCCCAUAGGAGGGAGGCGGAAAACUAUUUUAAUCCACAUUUUCCCCGAUCGGCGGCUAAAAAUAACUGGAAUAAAGGCUGAAAUUUCAGUGCAUCUUAACUUUUUUUUUUCUUACGAACAAUAAUGUCAUAAAGCAUACUAUGUACACAAAUAAUGCGCGCGACAUGUGCGAGCCGAAAUUUGUAAUAGGCCUUAACUGACAUGAAGGCCAAUUAAGGACUGUUAGCAGCGGCUCAUAAGCAAGAAACGGGAGCUGAAAGGUUUUUUUUUAUAUUCUGACCUGAAAAUUUGUCAUUCUUAGCACUAAUCAUAAUCAGGAUGGUUAGUGCUAUAGACGUGAGCGACCAUAAUUAAGAUGGUUAAUGCCAAUCAAUAGGCGUGAGCGCUAAGCGCGAGAUAAAAACAUUGAUAUUCCGGCCUUAAAACUGGACAGUUUGAGCACAUUUUAUAAUGGAUUAUAAAGAUUGGGAAUAUGAGCGCGAACUGAAAAUUUUGGCGAAUAACAGGGGCCGUGGAACGGUUUUCAAAGUGGGGUGGGGGGGGGGGCUGACCAUGCAAAAACACAGUCCUAUGAUCAUUUUUCAUUUUGUACACGGUUUUGAAAAAAAAUGAGGGGGGUUGGACCCCCCCCCUGAAUUAGACCUAAAACGGGUCAUUUAGGCAGCUUCUGUAAUUCUUAACAGGAUAAGUAUCUGAUUCAAUAAUAUGUAACAAUUUUUUUUAUUCCGAUUUGAAAAAUUGACAGUUAAUUAAUGACGUUUUUAAUACAGAACAAUAUAUAUAUAUAAUAAAUACUUUUUAAACAUC
Lytechinus pictus (painted urchin) is the source of this 4462-nucleotide messenger RNA. Its product is annotated as alpha-2,8-sialyltransferase 8F-like. The record is from RefSeq and is a predicted model, not a curated record. The transcript has 4 exons. The coding region runs from base 175 to 1566 and encodes 463 amino acids. Gene Ontology annotation, molecular function: alpha-N-acetylneuraminate alpha-2,8-sialyltransferase activity. NCBI's taxonomy places the organism in Eukaryota, Metazoa, Echinodermata, Echinoidea, Temnopleuroida, Toxopneustidae. Gene Ontology annotation, biological process: oligosaccharide metabolic process; N-glycan processing.